AUGACCAUCAGGAAUGAUUUGGAAAAUACACCAGGUCAUAGUGCUGCAUGGUGUGGGCUAGAUAAGGAACAUGUUGCUAAAGUUAUUCUCCAAAGCUUAUAUACUUUUCUUUCAGUUCUUUUCGGGGGAACAGAUAUAUUAGAAGAAAGAUCAUCAAAAUUAGAUGACCAUAUUACUAGCAUUGCUCAGGAUAUAUUUUACUUAGCCUCUAGAAAGAGAAAGUUGACCCCAAAGCAUAUUGGUCUAGGGCUUACACUACACCAGGCAUCUAGGUCAGAAAAGCUUGUUGAUUUAUUUCAUGCAGCAGGUCAUACAAUAGGGAUGGAUACAAUUAGAAGAAUCGACAGGUUUAACAAAAAUGGGCAUAUAUAUAUCCCAAAUGAGCUUGUGCCAUAUUCCCCUAGCCGUAUUGUUCUAGCCUCAUGUGAUAAUAUUGAUGUGCUUGAGGAAACAAUAGAUGGAAAAAACACAUUUCAUUGCACGCAAAUGAUGCUGUGGCAAAGAGGCCAGGCAAAUAUAAGGUCUGACAUAGAUAUUAAGCACAUUAACAGGGCAAAAACAAUAACAAGAGAUAGCUUAGAUCAAUUCAAUAAGUUAGAUCAUGCCAGCAUGCCAAUUGGUGAAAGGCCAAAGCCAGUUAGUAACCUUCCUCCUGACCUAGAAAUAGAAAAGUGUUUUAAUAAGAGCAAUAAUCAGGUUGAGUCAAAAAUGAAAAAUAUGGCAUGGAUAAUAGUAUGUAUGUGCCAAACCUCUCAACAAAUGGUGCCAACUUGGGCUGCUUUUAAUGAGAAGAUUAGCUUAGUUAACUCACCCAUUACUACGCCUGGCAUGUUGCCUAUACUUCAGGCUCCUGCAGAUGAUAAUAAUACCAGGACAACCAUACUUAACCGCUUUACAUCAAGUGCUAAACAUCUUGGCCAGCCAAAUACUGUAAUAGCAGUAGAUCAACCUUUGUACAGUAAAGGCAAGGAAAUUAUUUGGGCCAACCCUGAAAAAUAUCAGAAUGUAGUUUUGGUUAUAGGCCAUUUGCACGUUCUCUUUAACUUUCUUAAAGCAAUAGGUCAACAUAUGGAAAAUUCAGGGCUUGCAGAUAUAUGGGUUGAGUCUAGUGUUUUUGCGCAAAAUACUACUGGUGCAAUGUUAGAAGGGAAGCAAUAUUAUCGAGCUGUAACAGGUCAUCUAUUAACAUAUGAAGCUUUAAGUCGAAUUUAUUGGCAAUAUUUUACUUCUUGGUUAACAUCUAAUGAAAGGUAGGUUAAUUUAAAAUCAAUGAUAGAUCAAUUAGUAAAGACAUUCAGUCACAGAAAUUCUGAUGAUGAAGCAGUUACAGCAGUAAAUUGUUUAGUCACUACUCUAAAGACGCAUGAUGUUUUAGGUAUGAUGGAUGAAUUUGAUAAUACACUGCAGCAUUUACCCAAUUUUGUUCUUUGGAGGUCAUACAUGAAGAUGGUUGAAACAUUGCUAGACUUUAUCAGGGCUAAUCGGGAGGUUAACUGGGCCCUUCACUUAGAUUCAUUUUCAGCAAUGCUUCCAUGGAUGACAAUCUAUGACCAUACAAAUUAUGCUAGGUGGGGUGCUGUUUACUUGUGUGAAAUGAAAAACUUACAAAACAGACAUACAUUAGUUUAUGAGGAGUUUCUGAAUGGAAACUUUGUAGUUAAGAGGAGUCAACUAAAAUUUAACCAGAUACCUCUCGACCAGCUGCUGAAUGGCAGAACAAAAUCUGCAAAAUAUCAAAUGGCAUUAUAGGAAUAACUAGGAAUGAUACUGCUAGGGACAAGUUCUGCAUAACAUGGGCAGAACGUUCAUAUGUUUCUCACUCUACUAGAGUGUUAUUUGGUGUAGAUGAUGAUGCAAAUGAUACAAUUUCUACCAGGAAGGACGCACAGCCAGGCAGAGUGAGUGUUGAUGAGAAUGCAGUCAGUGACUUGAAAGAACUCUUUUUAAGAUUUAAUGUAUUUAAGAUAAAUACAUUUGAUCCUCUUGAUGGCUACGUUGCCCUUGAAUAA
This is a messenger RNA of Paramuricea clavata, 2009 nucleotides long. The record is from the annotation of a GenBank genome assembly. Lineage: Eukaryota; Metazoa; Cnidaria; Anthozoa; Malacalcyonacea; Plexauridae.